AUGUGCAGCGAUUUAUCUGAAGAAGGCAAGGUUAGUACAACUAUAAAUUCCAAAGCUUGUGAAGAUUGGGAGAAAAAGCAGGCUGAAAAAGCCGCAGUAAUUAUCAAGCCCUGCCAUAUUUCUAUCUUUAUAGAAGGUGUUGUACAAAUGAGUGAAAGAAAAAGGAUUUUGAUGUAGAAGCGAGAGUAAUCUAUGAACAGAUUCCUUUCACCGCGUGGAUGCAGGAGUUUCUCUAGCGGGAAAGAUUUACUCUUUGAAUCGAAUAAGUAUUUAACCGAGCUGCUGAAAUCGGGCCGAAUUGAUGAUGCAAGGAAACUGUUCGGUGAAAUGCCUCACAGAGAUGAGGUCACGUGGAACGCGAUGAUAGCUGGCUACGGGAAUUCAGGGAGGCUCGCUGAUGCACGGAAACUGUUUGAUGAAGCUCCCAAACGCAGUGCAAUCACGUGGUCAUCACUUGUUUCGGGUUACUGCAAAAUGGGUUGCGAGGUCGAGAGUUUUAAGUUGAUAUACGAAAUGCAGCUCGAUGGAUUCAAGCCUCGUCAUUUCACUCUAGGUGGUGUGCUGAGGAUGUGUUCUAUAAAGGGUCUCAUCUCAAGAGGCAAGCAGAUUCAUGGUUAUGCGGUGAAGACUCGAUUGGAUAUGGAUCAUUUCGUUGUCACCGGCCUGAUUGAUGUUUAUGCAAAGUGUUUGUGCAUUGUGGAGGCCGAGGAUCUCUUCGAGAGCAUGCCUGGAGAUAGAAAUCACGUCACUUGGACUGCGAUGAUCACGGGGUAUUCUCAGAACGGUGAUGCUGAUGGAGCAAUGCGGUGUUUUAGGGGAAUGCAGGCAGAAGGGGUUGAGGCUAACCAGUACACUUUCCCGGGAGUGUUAGUGGUGUGUGCAGCUGUUUCUGAUAUUAGAUACGGGGUGCAGGUGCAUUCUUGCAUUGUUCGUGGUGGUUUUGAGGCUAAUGUGUUCGUGCAGAGCGCCUUGAUUGAUAUGUACACGAAAUGUGGGGAUCUGAGUAGCGCUUGGAGGGUGGUGGAGGCGAUGGAGGUUGAUGAUUUGAUUUCUUGUAACGCAAUGAUUGUUGGAUGCGUGAGACAGGGUUGUCCCGAGCAAGCUUUGGCUUUGUUUCUGAUGAUGCAUCAAAAAAGCAUGAAACUUGAUGAGUUUACCUAUCCCUCUGUGUUAAACUCUGUUUCCUUGUUGAAGGAUGUGAGUACUGGGAAGAUUGUGCAUUCUUUGGUUGUGAAAUCUGGCUUUGAAGCUUAUACGCUCGUGAGCAACGCGCUCAUUGAUAUGUAUGCUAAACAGAACAACUUCGAUCAUGCAUUAAGACUGUUUGAUGAAUUGGUGGAGAAGGAUGUGAUCUCAUGGACUUCCCUCAUCACUGGCUGUGCUCAUAACAGUCUAUAUGAAGAUUCCCUUAAGUUGUUUUGUCGAAUGCGUAGAGAUGGGAUGGCCUCUGAUCGCGUUCUUGCUUCUACUGUCAUGAGUUCUUGUGCUGAAUUGGCUUUGCUAGAUUUAGGGCAGCAAGCUCAUGCGAAUUGUGUGAAAUCUGGGCUUGAUGAUUCGCCUUCAGUUGAUAACUCCCUCAUCUCAUUUUAUGCUCACUGUGGGUGUUUGGAAGAUGCAAAGAGGGUGUUCGACUUACUGAGAACACGAAAUGUGGUUUCUUGGACUGCAUUGAUUGUUGGUUACGCGCAAAAUGGCGAAGGGAUCAAGUCCCUCCAGCUCUACGACGAAAUGAGGGCUGCUGGCAUUGAGCCCGACUACAUCACUUUCAUAGGAUUGCUGUUUGCGUGCAGCCAUGCGGGUCUGGCUGAACAGGGCCAACGCUACUUCGAGUCCAUGGUUAGGGAUCACGGGAUAAGGCCUGGCCACGAUCACUAUGCUUGCAUGAUCGAUCUUCUGGGAAGAUCAGGGAGAUUCGACAAAGCAGAGAAGCUGCUAAGUGAAAUGGAAUUCGAGGCCGAUUCAACUAUGUGGAAAUCUCUGCUCUCUGCCUGCAGAAAACAUGGAAAUCUUGAUCUUGCAAAGAGAGCAGCAGCAGCUCUGAUUGAACUAGAACCUCAUGAUCCUGUGGCCUAUGUGUUGCUUUCAAACAUGUAUUCUGCAGCUGGGGAGUGGGAAGAAGCUGCUUCGACCCGAAGCUCGAUGAAAGUGAAGGGCGUGGUGAAAGAACCUGGCCGGAGCUGGGUGGAGAUGAAUGGCAGGGUGCACACCUUCACCUCCGAUGACCGGAACCAUCUAGAAGCAGGUGCGAUCUACUCGAAGGUCGAUGAGGUGUUGAUGUUGAUCAAGGCAGCGGGCUAUGUUCCCGAUAUGAGCUUUGCCCUUCACGACAUCAAUGAGGAGGGAAAAAUGCACGGCCUCGCCUACCACAGCGAGAAGCUGGCACUGGCGUUCUGCCUCCUCAAGCUGACCGAGGGUGUGCCUGUUCGGAUUUACAAGAAUGUCCGGGUCUGCGGUGACUGCCAUUCUGCAAUGAGGUUCGCGUCUCUGGUUUAUCGACGGCAUAUUGUUCUUAGAGAUUCGAAUCGGUUUCAUCAUUUUAAAGGAGGGGUGUGUUCUUGCAAUGACUACUGGUAGAGUUUUUUCCCUCUUCUUCUAAGUAUUUGACGCUGAUGGACGUUGUGGUUGACGUGAUGCUGCCGUUUGGAUUUGCGGAAGCAAUGGUAACGGAACGUGUGAAGAAGCUGCUCAAGGAAUAUGGUGGAGUUGAAGGAUGGCCAUUCACUGAGGAUCGUCAUAUUUGGUUGAGUCCCUUCUUGAAAAUAUGAUGGCGAGCAACUCAAACUCGAAGACGAAGGUGCGCAGAAUGGACUAUUGGAGGUAUAACCAAUAUUACAAGCAUUUCUUUUCCUAACCAUGAUCUGCUCAAAAUUUGUUUAUGCAGUAACUGAGUUUGUAGAGUAGCAUUUACACAGUUGAAGGUUUUACCAGUUUGUGCUCUUUGGAGUCCCAUGAAGAUUCACCUGUUUUCUACUUUUGCCUCUACUUUAUAAUGUACCCUAAUGAAUUAGGUCCAUUUUCACUUGGUAUGAGUGUUCACUCGAACCUGGCUGCAGCCGAGCGUUUGAUGCUCAAGAAGACGUGGUUCCAUCAGAUAUCGUGGAGCCCCUCACAGAAGCAGUUGCAGAGGUUACACCACUCCCAUCUUCAUCACCAUUCACCACCUCGAGCCACUCUGCAUCAAAGGCCACGGGGGGAGAGAGCCACUCUGAAUGUGAGCACAUGGACGGAGAAACGCAGGUCAAGAUGAGAUGUCAAGUCCCGCGGGCAACCUUGGAAAUCGACAAUAACAUCAAAUUUUUAUUUUUGGAUAAUCUUUUAAUUUCCUGAUUUUAGUAUAAUUCUUUUUGUCCGCUAUUAAACAUCCUAUUUUGUUUGGCACAAAUUUUAAUUUUAUAAAAUAUCAAAGCAAAUGAAAAGAAAAUA
This is a messenger RNA of Salvia splendens (bonfire salvia), 3423 nucleotides long. RefSeq names its product pentatricopeptide repeat-containing protein At2g03880, mitochondrial-like. The transcript has 2 exons. Gene Ontology annotation, molecular function: RNA binding; zinc ion binding; protein binding. Lineage: Eukaryota; Viridiplantae; Streptophyta; Magnoliopsida; Lamiales; Lamiaceae. The coding region runs from base 193 to 2574 and encodes 793 amino acids. Gene Ontology annotation, biological process: RNA modification. The record is from RefSeq and is a predicted model, not a curated record.